This is a messenger RNA of Aureococcus anophagefferens, 411 nucleotides long. RefSeq lists its product as hypothetical. NCBI's taxonomy places the organism in Eukaryota, Pelagophyceae, Pelagomonadales, Pelagomonadaceae. The record is from RefSeq and is a predicted model, not a curated record. The transcript has a single exon. Gene Ontology annotation, molecular function: ATP binding; ATP-dependent chromatin remodeler activity. The annotation marks the transcript as partial.
ACGCUCGUCGUCGCGCCGACGUCCGUGCUCAGCAACUGGUCGGAGCAGGCGAAGGCGCACGCGCCGGGGCUCAAGGUCCUCGUCUACCACGGCGGCGACCGCGGCGCGCUCGACGCGGCGGCCUACGACGUCGUCGUCACGUCCUACGGCGUGCUCGUCGCCGAGGCGCCCGACGACGCGUCGGGGAAGCGCAAGCUCUCCGGUCUGUACACGGCCUCCUGGCGCCGCGUCGUCCUGGACGAGGCGCACACGAUCCGGAACCCGCGGACGAAGACGGCCAAGGCCGUCGCGCGCCUCGACCGCGUCCACUCCUGGUGCGUGACGGGCACGCCCAUGAUCAACAAGGUCGAGGACUUCCAGGCCGUCUUCUCCUUCGUGCGCUGCGCGCCGGUCGACGAUCCCGCGGUCUUC